Phaeoacremonium minimum UCRPA7 is the source of this 1902-nucleotide messenger RNA. RefSeq names its product putative mitochondrial division protein 1 protein. Gene Ontology annotation, molecular function: protein binding. Bases 1 to 1902 code for a protein of 633 amino acids. Lineage: Eukaryota; Fungi; Ascomycota; Sordariomycetes; Togniniales; Togniniaceae. Gene Ontology annotation, biological process: negative regulation of transcription by RNA polymerase II. The record is from RefSeq and is a predicted model, not a curated record. The transcript is spliced from 5 exons. Gene Ontology annotation, cellular component: nucleus; transcription repressor complex.
AUGGCCAGCUCAGACGAUCACAAUGCCUUCCAUGAUGACCUCGGGCCAGAUGACGACUCGUCGCUCAUCUCGACCCGAGGGCUCGAGGCGUUCGGCCGGAAAGUCACCACGACUGCAAGCCAUCUGAUGGGCCCGCUCGGCGACCAUUCCUCUCACGGAGGCCACUAUCAAAAUGCCAUGACCGAGGUACACAAGCAACUGCGAAAGCCGGGGAUACAACGUAGCAUGUUUUCCGUGGCGCGUACGACGCCCACCGAUCUUGUGCGGUCGAAGCUGUCCACAAGCGAGAUUCAGCAUCGUGCCCUCUCUUACCUUCCCGACGAGAUGCUCCAGAACAUCCCCGAGGAUGACAACUCAUAUUCACUGUUCCAAGGCUUCCAGGCAUCAUUUCCUGACAUGACAGAGGAGGGAAGGAAACACAGGAGACGAGUCUCGAGGGGGCGCAAAAUGCUGGAGGACACCCAUGUGAUGCCGGAAAGCCCGCAUGCAGUGCAGAAACUAAGGAAGGAAAAGUCCUCCAUGAUGCACGAGUUUGAGAUGCUGGGGAUACGCAAGAAUAUGGCCAGCAGCGAAAUCCGUGAAAUUGACAUCAAAAUCGCCAACUUGGCGGGCAUGCGAAAAAUCAUUCUGGAGCGACUAGCGGGACUCGAGCAAGAGGAGGCAUUAUUGGAGCAUGACAUAAUGGAUGUCGAGGGAAGAUUAGAAGAAGCUCAAGAGUUAGUGGCUGAAGCAGAGUCGAUAGCCGCUCACACCCCAACGAAGACCGAUGAGGAUGCCGAUUUGGUGCAUGACGAUGAAGCAGGCUUCAUGUCUCAGUCUAUUUACGAAAAACUCCCCUCAGCUUCGAGUACACCAUCACGGACUAAGAAGCCUAGGACCAUCCGGCGCAAGUCGAUGCCAAUUCUACACGAGCACUUUGACCCUGGCACCAUGAUCAGGGAGAUUCGGGCGCAUCCGGACUCCAUUCUUGCAUUGGACUUUGAUGUGCCGUUCGGGUCGAUGGUAACUUCAGCAAUGGAUGACUCUGUCCGGGUAUGGGAUCUCAAUGCAGGACGCUGUAUAGGUGUACUUGAGGGGCACACUGCCUCAGUUCGCACCUUGCAGGUCGAAGACAACAUUCUAGCAACAGGAUCGGUCGACGCUACUAUUCGUCUAUGGGACUUAAGUAAGGCUCGCUACGACCCUCAUGGCAGCCACUUUGGAAAAGACGAUGAGGAUGACGACAUUGCUUUUGAGAAUCCAGACGACGAACCAGUUGAUCCUCCAGAGGGCACUAUGGACGACACACCUCUUUUCGUGCUACAAGCCCACGUUGACGAGAUUACUGCGCUACAUUUCAGAGGCGACACUUUGGUAUCGGGCUCAGCAGACAAGACUAUUCGCCAAUGGGAUUUAGAAAAGGGGCGUUGCGUUCAGACGCUUGACGUGAUGUGGGCAGCGGCGCAGGCAUCAGCCAGUUUAGGAUCAGGAGAUGGCGGAUGGAGGCAAACAAGCCGAGCUCCUACGCAAACCGCCGAUUUUGUUGGAGCGCUACAGGUAUUUGAUGCUGCUCUGGCGUGUGGUACGGCAGAUGGCAUGUUUGACGAUGUGCAUCUGGUUACGGGCAGUUUGGAUAGAAGCAUUCGGAUAUGGGAUCUCCGCACGGGAUCAAUAUUCGAUGCCUAUGCGUAUGACAAUCCGAUUACAAGCAUGAUGUUUGACAAUCGCCGGAUUGUCUCCGCAGCAGGGGAGGACGUUGUCAAGGUAUACGACAAGCUUGAAGCACGACAGUGGGAUUGCGGCGCGGGCAUAGAAGCCGCGGAGGAGGGUAGAGCACCAGCCAUUGUAGAACAUGUACGGAUAAAAGACGGGUACAUGACCGAGGGUCGCCGUGAUGGCAUCGUCGGCGUAUGGACCUGUUAG